AUGGCCGCGCCCCGCAGCCUGCUCGUGCUCCUCCAGGUUCUCGGACUCGCCCUGGCGCAGAUCAGAGGUCCGCCUGGAGAGCCGGGCCCGCCGGGCCCCCCGGGCCCGCCAGGAGUACCUGGAUCUGACGGCAUCGACGGUGAUAAGGGACCCCCUGGGAAAAUUGGACCUCCGGGAUCUAAAGGGGAGCCUGGCAAGGCGGGACCAGACGGGCCAGAUGGGAAGCCAGGCAUUGAUGGUUUAACUGGAGCCAAGGGGGAGCCUGGCCCUCUGGGGAUCCCUGGAGUCAAGGGCCAACCCGGGCUUCCAGGUCCCCCGGGCCUGCCGGGGCCUGGCUUUGCUGGACCUCCUGGACCACCUGGACCUGUUGGCCUUCCUGGUGAGAUUGGAAUUCCAGGCCCCAAGGGAGAUCCUGGACCAGAGGGACCAUCUGGACCUCCGGGGCCCCCUGGGAAACCAGGCCGCCCAGGAACCAUCCAGGGCCUGGAAGGGAGCGCGGACUUCCUGUGUCCAACCAACUGCCCUGCGGGUGUGAAAGGCCCCCAAGGACUUCAGGGUGUGAAGGGCCAUCCUGGCAAACGCGGGAUUCUAGGAGAUCCAGGCCGCCAGGGAAAGCCAGGUCCCAAGGGAGAUGUGGGUGCCUCAGGAGAGCAAGGCAUUCCUGGACCACCGGGACCCCAGGGCGUCAGGGGCUAUCCAGGCAUGGCGGGACCCAAGGGAGAGACGGGUCCUCAAGGAUACAAAGGCAUGGUGGGCUCGGUUGGUGCCCCGGGGUCCCCGGGUGAGGAGGGGCCACGAGGACCCCCAGGCCGAGCAGGGGAGAAGGGCGAUGUGGGCAGCCAAGGUGUCCGAGGACCCCAGGGAAUAACAGGCCCAAAAGGAGCAACUGGUCCCCCCGGCAUCGAUGGCAAGGAUGGGACCCCUGGCACACCUGGCAUGAAGGGCAGUGCAGGACAGACGGGACGGCCAGGAAACCCAGGGCACCAGGGUCUAGCGGGUGUACCAGGCCAGCCUGGGACAAAAGGAGGCCCUGGAGACAAGGGGGAGCCAGGCCAGCAGGGUCUCCCUGGAUUCUCUGGGCCUCCUGGUAAAGAGGGAGAGCCCGGUCUUCGAGGAGAGAUUGGUCCCCAGGGCAUCAUGGGAGAGAAGGGUGACCCGGGUGAGAGGGGGCCAGUGGGGCAGCCAGGCCCUCAAGGUCGACAGGGCCCCAAAGGGGAGCAGGGGUCUCCCGGAAUUCCAGGACCCCAAGGCUUGCCAGGCAUCAAAGGAGAGAAGGGCUCCCCGGGGAAGACAGGCCCCCGCGGCAGUGUGGGUGAUCCAGGUGUGGCUGGCCUCCCCGGAGAGAAAGGGGAGAAGGGGGAGUCUGGCGAGCCCGGGCCCAAGGGACAGCAAGGAGUCCGUGGAGAACCCGGCUACCCAGGGCCGAGCGGAGAUGCGGGCGCCCCGGGGCCGCAGGGCUACCCCGGGCUCCCAGGCCCUCGAGGACUGGCUGGUGACAGAGGCAUCCCAGGGCUGCCGGGGAGACAGGGCGUGGCGGGCCGCGAUGCCAGUGACCAGCACAUCGUGGAUGUGGUGCUGAAGAUGCUGCAAGAGCAACUGGCAGAAGUGGCUGUCAGUGCCAAGCGGGAAGCAUUGGGUGCAGUGGGAAUGAUGGGCCCCCCAGGACCCCCAGGACCUCCUGGAUACCCAGGCGUGCAGGGGCCUCACGGGCACCCUGGGCCCCGCGGAAUUCCUGGCAUCGUGGGAGCUGUGGGUCAGAUCGGCAACACAGGGCCCAAGGGGAAACGUGGAGAGAAAGGUGAUCAGGGAGAUGUGGGACGUGGACACCCCGGGAGGCCUGGGCCCCCAGGGAUCCCAGGCCUCCCUGGCCGGCCUGGCCAGUCAAUCAACGGCAAGGAUGGAGACCGAGGGUCCCCAGGGGCUCCUGGAGAGAUGGGCCGCCCUGGCCGGCCAGGCCCUGUGGGACUUCCUGGUUUCUGUGAGCCUGCAGCCUGCCUUGGAGCCUCAGCCUACGCCUCUGCCCGUCUUACAGAACCAGGGUCUAUCAAGGGGCCAUGAGCACCAGGCCAGGAUAGAGCCUGGUGAGCAUCCUGGGGGGAACAGACUGGGUCCCUUCUGGGUAGAUGUACACCUCCUGCCCAGGAAAC
This is a messenger RNA of Elephantulus edwardii (Cape elephant shrew), 2147 nucleotides long. It is a transcript of the gene COL9A2, whose product is annotated as collagen, type IX, alpha 2. The coding region runs from base 1 to 2058 and encodes 685 amino acids. NCBI's taxonomy places the organism in Eukaryota, Metazoa, Chordata, Mammalia, Macroscelidea, Macroscelididae. The transcript is spliced from 32 exons. The record is from RefSeq and is a predicted model, not a curated record.